Messenger RNA from Rosa chinensis, 387 nucleotides. RefSeq lists its product as uncharacterized. The record is from RefSeq and is a predicted model, not a curated record. Bases 1 to 387 code for a protein of 128 amino acids. The transcript has a single exon. Lineage: Eukaryota; Viridiplantae; Streptophyta; Magnoliopsida; Rosales; Rosaceae.
AUGAUCACAGUGAGACCCAAGCAGGAGGAAAUGGAGGUCCGAUUCGCGACGAAGCUGAAGCCGAAGCCGAAGGCGGCGGCGGCGGCGUUGGUGGCUUACGGCACCGACGACGAUAGUGCCGGGUCGUCGGAGGAGAUGGAGUCGCCGAGGUCGGUGCAGGGGAGAUGGAGGAGGAGGAGGUCGUCGUCGGAGAAUAAGAAGAAGGCGGCGUACGUGCACAGCCAGAUCUUGAGGAUCAGAGAGGAGGACUCGCAGCUCGGCGAGAGCUACUUUGGCGCGAAAGAGAAGGCCGCUCACUCCGUGGCUUCGCGCGUCGACGUUGUGCUUUUGGCCCGGUCGGUCUUGCCUUCCUCGCCGCUCAAGAACACCGUCAACGCUUUGCACUGA